Aspergillus puulaauensis is the source of this 2235-nucleotide messenger RNA. RefSeq lists its product as uncharacterized. Lineage: Eukaryota; Fungi; Ascomycota; Eurotiomycetes; Eurotiales; Aspergillaceae. The transcript has a single exon. Gene Ontology annotation, cellular component: cytoplasm. The coding region runs from base 1 to 2235 and encodes 744 amino acids. The record is from RefSeq and is a predicted model, not a curated record.
AUGACAAAACGCUCAGCCAACCCCUCCAGCCCCAAUCCCCCCAAACGGCGGGUCAAACCCACCAGCGUCGAGAAGCGCGAGUUCAAAGUCACGAAUCUGACAGAUGGCGAACAAGUCCACCAAACCUGCAUCGCCAUCCACGGCGAGUGCCAAAUAUUCGACUACGCAUACGAAACCAAUUUCGUGUCCGUUGCUGUGACCGAUAGCUUCAACAAAACCCAGCCAGUCCAAAACUGGCCACUGCAUAAGGGCCAGUGGAAGGCCCUCGCGAUGCUCGUCCCCGGCGCUAACAAGAUUAGCCUGAAACUGCACCAUGCCGGUGGGAUUCACGACUCGGUGCAGCUUUCGCUGAAUUAUAUCCCGCUUCUGCAAUUGCCGCCGCUCCAUCUGGCGAUUCUGGUCGCGCGCGACUCGCCGCUUUUAAUUGACUGUCCGCCGUCCAAGUACGGCGCUGCCUCGACAGCGCAUAGUGGUAUUGACGCGGCGAUUGCGAAGUUCCGUAUGGCCGCGUAUAUGUGGCAAGCCUUAACGGCGGAGGACCUUCGGCAAAAGGGCCUAGGCAGACGUGCUUUCCGGCUGGAUGAGGAGUGGGGUGUUGACACUACUAUACGGGCUGGACACAAUGGGGAGGAUUCCACAGGCUCAGUUCCAAAGGUGCACAUCAUCAGGUCGGAGAAGACAGUGGCUGAGCUUCGCGAUCCGCAGGUUGCACAGCAGAACCGCCGUGGUCGCGACCGGGAUGCAUUGCAUGGAUACUUUGAAGCUGCGCUGCUGAAAUCGGGAGCUCCGUUUGAGUCGAAGUCUCGGCCUGUUGUCGCCGGGAUGCUGCUGGACUCGCAUUAUGAUGCUGAGCACUCGCUGAUUCUGGGCCAUGCUGCGCUGGGCUGCCAUAAGCCUGAUGGUCUAUCUUUGGGUAUUUUCGGUAGUCAUCUCACUUACGCCUGGCCGCGGUUUCUGGAGGAAGUGCCUGCCUGUCUGACGGAUCUUGGGUAUCCUGGCGAUACUGUCGCUAACGAUAAUGGGGAAAGCAGCACCGCCAGCCAAGCUUGUUUCAUCGGUCAGGGCGCGUUUCUGCACGAGGUUGGCCAUGCCUUUGGUGCAGAUCACACAACAGGAAUCAUGGCCAGAGGAUACAACAAGUCCUGGGCGAUGAACUUCAUCGAGCACGAGAACAAUGACGGGCUAACAAAUAAGGCGAAGUGGGAUCUAAGCGACGUCCUCAGAUUCAAGUUGCUGCCGCAUUUCGCACUUCCUGGAGAUGAGUAUCCUGUCUCCAGCGAAUUCAAAAAUGCUACUAUCAGCAUUGAGGCCGACUCCGAGACACACACUGGCCUGGCCGAUGAAGGCUCUGAGGAUUCCGAGCUAGACGCCAUACUCAAGAUAUCCUGCAAAGCCGGACUCGCGCUCGUUAAAGUCCAGAACGGCCUGAAUGAUCCCAAGGAGUACAACUUCGUCAAUGAGGAAGGGACAUACGGCCCUCCGUCAACCAUGCACAUCAACACGACCAUCGAACAGUUUGACCGUUGUCAGCAACUAUACAUCACAGCUCUCGGGAUGAACGGUAAAGAACGGAUAGUCUCAAAUGCCUGGAAGCUCCUGCAACAGAAGCCCUACAUCCGGAUCCCGGGAAGCGACGUGGUUCUGCGCAAACAAUCAGUGGCCUCCGACAACUUCCAAGAAGGAGACGUUGACCGGUUUAUCACAUGGGCUGUGCUCCUUAAAUACCGCUCAAAGAAGGAUGGCGAAUUGUAUCGCGCGACAUCCAUUGACCUCCGUGUGGGAUGUACCAUGGACGGUGCAGUCGUUCACUAUGAAGAUGGAACUCAUCAGAAUUGCGGGCCUGCGCGCAAUGAGCAACAAGGAGGAGAACAUCAUUUCGGUGGGCACGCUUCAGAGGACCACGAUAUUCCUGAUGGGCAAACUAUUUCCGAAGUGGUACUUUCUAGGACCAGGAAGGGGUGGGGAAGUCUAUCCGGGAUUCGGAUGGCGCUGAGCGACGGUGAUGAAUGGGGAUGUCUUAACGAAGAUUGGGACGAGGAUGAUGAUGAAAGCGAACAAGCGGAAGAUGAGCCUGUUGUUACACUUCAACCGGGGCACGAUGAGGAGAUUGUGGGCUUCUUUGGGCAGAGUGACCGCAAUUCAGGAUUCACACAUCAGUUUGGUAUUUUGACGGCUCCCAAGGGUGUCGACCUGCCGGAUGUCGUCUAUGAUAUGCCGGAGUUGAACAAUUUAUAG